AUGAGACAAAUGAAGAAGACUGUCACUUUUCGUGACAUCUGGAUUGAUCGCCACCGCAAUGGUGUGGCGGUGACAUUGGCCCGGUUCGCCCUCGUCACGCUUGUCGAUAUCCUUUUCAUCAUCUGCCGUCCCUUUUCAAUCAUCAUACAACUGAUGUUUGACGCUUUGAGAUCUGUCUUUACUCGAGUUCAACGGCAUGCGCGUCGCUGGCACGGGGCAACAUCUAAUAGCGGGCUUUUUCAGGCACAUUCCCCCGAACACCUUCUUCAGCCAAUCCCAGGCCCGGCUCCCAUCAACAUCAAGGAUAAUCAGACCGAUUCCAAGCCAAAUGGUCGGUUCUUCAGCAUGCUGCCACCUGAAGUGCGGCGACGUAUCCUAGUUCACGCGUUUGGACGUCGCACGAUGCACAUGCAUGUGAAGUUUCAGAGUCCCUGGGCCUUGGCGGAUGCCGAGCCGCAAGAUAUGGCAGCCCAUGCGCGGCUCGAGCCUUUCAUCCGGCAUGAUCAGCCGCAGAGGUGGAUAUGGUACGGCUGUGUAUGCCAUCGAAGCGAGCCGGAAGACGAUCCGCUGUCGCUGGGCAGGACUCGGAGCUGGCCCGUCAAGCAACGAUCGUACUUCCUCGACGGUUGUCUAAAGGGUGAAGGCACCUGUUCCAAAUGGCCUGGAGCAUGGCCUAGCAAGUGCCAGAUUGGGGCGACGGGUUGGCUUCGCACUUGUCGGCAAGCAUACGUGGAGGGAAUGGAAGUCCUCUACCGCACCAAUACAAUACAGAUCGCUUCAAGGCCUCUCCUGCGCGGAUUGCAUGACAUUCUUCCGUCCACACCCCUCUCGCUAUUAACGUCUCUUGAACUGGUUUGGCAUCCCUUUUCUCUCCCCGUCACAGAAGGAUUCAGAGGCUACAGAUCUCAGACAAAAGAAAAAACGAUACUCCCAUCCCUGAUCUAUCUCCGAAUAUGCAUAGUUGGCCUAGAUUUGAACAGCCACAGCGAAUUUCGGAGGUUUCUUUCUGAGCUUGAUCCCGCGGUUGAACCUAUGGAAGAAGUCGCCCCAAAACAACUUGAACAGUUCGAUAUGCUCGUUAAGAGGAUUGCACCAGCUUCCGCCAAUGUAACCAUUAGUUUAGAGAACUUGCCUUUCUACCAGGCUGCAGAAGCCCAUUUAAUAAAGAAGCAAGGGAGUGGGAUAACCCGACCACAGAUAUCGGAGUUGGGAGGAUUGAAGUAUUGGCGCCAGAUAUCCAUGGCCGAAGACAAGACAUUGACGCCCCAGCGGAUCGAAGAAGGGGAAGUGCUCAGUCAAGCUCUUGGCGGAUAUUGGGUACAUAUUGCUGAGGAAGUGGUUGAGGGUGGCAUAUCUGCACCAACAGUGGCUGGAGGAGGCUACGUCGAGCCCCUCAAAUAUCAGCUGGGCGGCUAA
Molecule: messenger RNA, 1416 nt
Organism: Clonostachys solani
Lineage: Eukaryota; Fungi; Ascomycota; Sordariomycetes; Hypocreales; Bionectriaceae
Source: the annotation of a GenBank genome assembly